AUGGCAGACUUACCCAAACCUCGCGUAACGCCUUCACGGCCCUUCACACAUACGGGUGUUGAUUUCACGGGGCAAGUGGAAGUUAAGGCUAACAAGGGCAGGGGAAUUAAAACUACAAAAGCUUACAUAGCCGUUUUCAUUUGGUUGAGCACAAAGGCUAUACACAUAGAGCUGGUCUCUGACCUGAGCACUGCUGCCUUUCUCGCCGCUCUGAAACGCUUGUGCGCGCGCAGAGGUACCCCGCGCCACAUGUACAGCGACAGCGGGACUAACUUUGUGGGCGCAGCAAAAUCAUUACUUAAGGAAAGGAGGGAGGCUUUACAAUAUUACAUUAAUAGUGAAUUUCUUGGCUGCAUCUCCGGUUGGGGCAUCGACUGGCAUUUUAAUGCCCCAUCAUGGCCAACUGCAGGAGGCUUGUGGGAGGCAGCAGUCAAAAGUAUGAAGCACCACCUUAAGCGCGUUCUGGGGGAGCAAAAAUUAACCUUCGAGGAGUUGUCAACACUGCUGACUCAAAUUGAAGGUUGUCUCAACUCGCGACCGCUGAUUGCUAUAACCGACAACAUCGACGAUUUGGACUGCCUCACUCCAGGACAUUUUCUUGUUCACGGGCCGGUGCUUGACCCACCGCUGGCUACCGACGACUGCAAUAGGAGCCUGACUGCUAGGUGA
Molecule: messenger RNA, 669 nt
Organism: Pectinophora gossypiella (pink bollworm)
Lineage: Eukaryota; Metazoa; Arthropoda; Insecta; Lepidoptera; Gelechiidae
Exons: 1
Coding region: 1-669 (222 amino acids)
Biological process (GO): DNA integration
Molecular function (GO): nucleic acid binding
Source: RefSeq, a predicted model, not a curated record